Molecule: messenger RNA, 1983 nt
Organism: Colossoma macropomum (tambaqui)
Lineage: Eukaryota; Metazoa; Chordata; Actinopteri; Characiformes; Serrasalmidae
Gene: ddx52
Product: DEAD (Asp-Glu-Ala-Asp) box polypeptide 52
Exons: 15
Coding region: 27-1892 (621 amino acids)
Biological process (GO): maturation of SSU-rRNA
Cellular component (GO): 90S preribosome
Molecular function (GO): nucleic acid binding; RNA helicase activity; ATP binding
Source: RefSeq, a predicted model, not a curated record
UCCCCUUACAUCUGUAUCGUGACUCAAUGGACGCGGUGGACCUGUUCAGAAAGCUCGGAGCUGGAGCAAAGUUUGAUUUCAAGCGAUUUGGGAAAGAUGCAGAAAGGUUUAAGGUAGCGAGGUCUCAGAGCAAAGACGUUUCUAAGCCCUUAGAGGGGUUUAACUUCUUUGGCAUCAACACCCGAGAAGAGGCAGCUGUACACGAUGAUGAGAACGAAGAAGAAGAGUCAGAAGAGGAACAAUCUGCUGUCACACAAAAACGGAAACAUAGCAACAAGGAUGAAUCGUUGAGCAAACCGAGGAAGAAACAGAAAGCGAAUAAGGAAGAAACUAAUAAUGCAGAAAACAAGACUGAUGGUGGUGAGGAGGAAGAACUUGAGAACAGGGGGAUUCAGUGGCUGUCAUCACAAGACAAGAAGGCAAAAGGGCCUAAGACAAAGGCCAAAGACAAGCUCUCAAUGAAGAGAUUAAAACAGCUUCACAGUGAGAAGGUCAAUCAGAUCAGGCACAGUAACAGGAUAAAUGUGCAUGGCACAGAUGUCCCAGACCCUCUUAGCACGUUUGAAGAGCUUCAAAAGGAAUAUGGGCUGGACCCAAGGAUCAUUCAGAACAUCAAAGCAGCAGGCUUCCAAACGCCCACACCCAUUCAAAUGCAGGCCAUACCACUCAUGAUGCAUAGGCGAGAGAUCCUGGCAUGUGCCCCCACUGGCUCUGGUAAGACCAUGGCCUUCUGCUUGCCCUUGCUGGUCCACCUCCGCCAGCCACUCAACAAGGGCUUUAGGGCCCUCAUCGUAGCCCCUACCAGAGAGUUAGCCAGCCAGACGCACAGAGAGCUGCUCAAACUAUCAGAGGGAGUGGGCUUCAGAGUUCACAUGAUCAACAAAGGAGUGGAUGCAGCCAAAAAAUAUGGUCCCAAGUCAGCUAAGAAGUUUGAUAUACUGGUGACUACUCCUAACAGGCUGAUCUAUCUGCUCAACCAGGACCCACCAGCUGUUGAUCUCAGCAGUGUGGAGUGGCUGGUGGUGGAUGAGUCUGAUAAGCUUUUUGAAGAUGGCAAAAGUGGCUUCAGGGAUCAGCUGGCCACAAUCUUCCUGGCCUGCUCCUCUCCAAAGAUCUGCCGAGCAUUCUUCAGUGCCACCUUCACCACGGAAGUUGAGAAGUGGUGCAAACUCAAUCUGGACAACCUUGUCUGUGUUAACAUUGGACCCAGGAACUCUGCUGCAGAGACAGUAGAGCAGGAGCUUCUGUUUGUAGGCGCGGAAAACGGCAAGCUGCUCGCCAUGAGGGACUUGAUUAAAAAGGGUUUUAUGCCCCCCAUGCUGGUGUUUGUACAGUCCAUUGAACGAGCCCGAGAGUUGUUCCAUGAGUUGGUGUACGAGGGCAUUAAUGUGGACGUAAUCCAUGCUGACCGCACACAACAACAGAGGGAUAACGUAAUAAGCAGUUUCCGCUCUGGUAAGAUCUGGGUGCUGAUCUGCACGGCUCUAAUGGCCCGAGGUAUCGACUUCAAAGGGGUCAACUUGGUCGUCAAUUAUGACUUUCCCACCAGCGCUGUGGAGUACAUCCACCGGAUAGGCCGCACAGGAAGAGCAGGCCAUAAGGGGAAAGCCAUUACAUUUUUCACAGAAGCUGACAAACCUCUUUUGCGCAGCAUUGCCACAGUAAUAAAACAAGCUGGAUGUCCUGUGCCUGACUACAUGAUUGGAUUCAAGAAAAUAAAAAGCAAAGUCAAACGGCAGCUUGAGAAGAAGCCACCAAGGAGGUCAACAAUCCGCACAAUGCCUCGCUUUCUCAUCAAAAAGAAACCUGACAAGCGGAAAAGAAAAGAAAGAAAAGUUGAGGCACACUCGAAAGCAAAUGGAGUAAAACCAGAAGAAAGUACAAAUAACUGAAAUGGGGAAAUUGUGUCAUAUGUGUGUGUGUAAAAAUUGUGAAUUCUUUUCUGCCUGACCUCUGUUUCUAAUAAAAUUCAACAACUUACAA